AACAUCAUUCUCGCUCUCACAUACGAAUAUCGGCAACCCUCAGAAGCUACUAUAAGAAAGACGGUCGAAUCCUCCGGCAAUCCCUCCGCCCAAGUGCCUUUGAUGAGCAGAUAUGUCGGCCUUGUCGUGGUACCAGGCCAGUACAUCACCCGAAUCGAAUACGAAGAGAGCCAGUUCAGUCAAGGCACGGUUGUCCCAUGAUUCCGUAUGAGGCACAUUGUUGUUGGUGUACGAUUUGCAUUGGCGUGUAUGGUAUUGUUCGCAUUGCGUCGACCUUUAUGCUCAAGUAGCCUCGACACUCACGCCACGACAUCGAGCUAUGAUACAGCCAAGGAGAAAAGCACAGGCUUCCCGGUAUUUACAAAAACCUCUGCCGGAAAUUCAGAGCGCCCAAUUGUCCCUUCUGUCGUGUGAUGUCGUUGAUGUCCACAUCCUGAGCUCCGGGAUCCGCUUGCCACCCCCAUCUUCUUUGUCAUUGUCCUGACCACCGACUAUGACUUGGGAAUGAUAUUGCCUUGCUCAAAUAGGUAUCCGCGGACCUUGGACUCCUUGAGGAGCUCGAAGUAUCGUUCUACAGCGUGAUAGUUAGCACCAACACAUCAAAUAUUGGCCAUUCGUUCCAUUCGAACAAAGCAGGUCCUGAUUGCAAUUUCAUGACCUCCAACAAGUGCCAUGCUUAGCAAUGAAAGAGAAGACAACCGAACUCACCCCUCAAAUGCCCACACUUCUCCAAGUGAUUCACGCCUUCCCGGUAAUAGCACUUCCCCAUCUCCUCC
Mytilinidion resinicola is the source of this 776-nucleotide messenger RNA. RefSeq lists its product as uncharacterized. Bases 208 to 414 code for a protein of 68 amino acids. The transcript has a single exon. The record is from RefSeq and is a predicted model, not a curated record. NCBI's taxonomy places the organism in Eukaryota, Fungi, Ascomycota, Dothideomycetes, Mytilinidiales, Mytilinidiaceae.